Molecule: messenger RNA, 2800 nt
Organism: Linum trigynum
Lineage: Eukaryota; Viridiplantae; Streptophyta; Magnoliopsida; Malpighiales; Linaceae
Source: the annotation of a GenBank genome assembly
AAUCACACAAGAUUUGGAAAGCACAAUCACCAUGAAGACACCUCUAAUACUCAAAUUGAUGCAAACUCAUACAAAAUCAUUCAAUCUAAACAAGUAAUUACAAAGUAUUAGUUAGGGAUCUACAACACCCAAGAGAAAAGAGUGAGUUUCUAGAGAGAGAGAGAGAGAGAGAGAGAGAGGAGAGAUUACAAAGAAACCUCUAGAUCUUCUUCUUCUUCUUCUUCUUAUAGGCUCGAUUCCUUGCUCCCAAGCUUGAAAAAUGCCUUCAAUUAAGCUCCAAGAUCCUUAUCUCACUCUCUAGAACUCCCCUAUGGUGUUUUGGGUCGAAACCCUAGAGAAAGAAACCCAUUCUUCUUCAAAAACCAGCUCCCCCUUCUCUCUCUCGCUGUUGUCUUCAUAUUUGCCCGAAAGUGACCAGUUCACGGACGCGUUGGCCAGUUCACGGCCGUGAACAUCUAAACGCGUACGUGAACUCAGUGUCGUCUCCAAAACGCACCGCUUCGCUUAUGUUGUUCACGGUCAUUGGCCCCAGUUCACGGUCUUAGUGACCGUGAACUCCCUUUGCGUCAGUAACCUCUGAAACCUCGCUGGACUGCUAUAUGUUCACGGUUUGUGGCUCCAAUUCACAGUCAUAGGAGACCGUGAACUCCCUUGCUUGACCGUGAACUGCGGCUGCUUCCUGGACGCCAGCACUUCACUGUUGUGGGGCAAUUGUCACGGUCUUUGGACUUUUCUUUGGAUUUUGCGCUUUUUGACCUCCAAUUAUCCCAAAAUUCGACCUCGACCCUUCCACACAUGCUAGGACCUGAAACGUAACAAAACAAGCACAACCUAGCGUGAAAUAUAUCGAAGAACGAUGAAAUACUAAACUAAAAGAAUAAGAAAAGAGGGGCAAAAUGUGUGCAUUUGGGCCCGAAUCAAGGGUUUUUAGUAUCGUAACAGAAAAGGCAUAAACAAUGAUGCUCAUCCAAGUUUGAACGAAGCCAAGGUCAGCAAUUCAAACUCCACGAACUAUAAGAGCAAUGAAAAGAGUUGGGAAGUUGGUCUAGCUUGUUAGAGGCUUAGAGCUAGAGUAAUGGACAAUAAAGAAAAUUGAACUCAUGAUAGAAACCUAAUUUUCGGGUUCAUACCUAGGGAUACUAAAUCGGUAACCUUAGCAUUCAUUCGAGUGUUCAUCCGCUUGCCUGGGUUUAAGAGAGCACAUGUGGGGUAUUCCUCGGGCAUCAUAACAAUUUGUGGAAAACGUCCGUUGGAGGACGAGAAUCGGUGGAUGCGUUUUGAGACAAAGAUCAAGAUUAGGUCGGAUUUCGAUGUCGAAGAAUUUGACGUUUUGUUGAGAUACGGCUUGCUCACCGUUGAAAUUGCCGAGAGCAAAUCUUCGUCGCCAACAGCAGCGGGAAGCACACAGCUCACUAAACCCGCUGUCAUAAUCCUGCCGCUAACCGACGCAGCGAGGGAAGAAGAUUUGUUGGCUAAGGGAAAAGAAGAGGCGGCCGCCGCAAAGGGAAAGGGUUGCUGCGGUUGGAAGGAGCGGAGGGGCAGGCAGCGAGCGAGCCACCGCCACAACAGGAAAAGACGACAUGAGAUCCUGGCGAGGCGGAGGUGGAGCGAUCAAGUGAGGCUACAUCACAAGCGGACGACGAGCAAGAGCGGACGAUCGAGGAGGAGGAAGCUGCGCAGUUGAAGCCGCAGACGAGGUGACGGCAGUGAUGUCAUUGGCUCGAGAAGCAGUGCCAGUCGUGAAUGGAGAAGUGGCAUCGCGAUCAUUCGCAUCUCCACCCGCCGCGACGACAGUGACGAUGACAGAGAGGGAGUCAGGCAUCAUGGCUCCGGAAUCGCCCUGGGAGAUGGAAACAAAGAUGGCGUCGUCGGGUAAAGACUCGAAGUAUUCGCUGGUGAACGAAGAGGACGAUGACAACUUUCUCUCUCUCCCGAGUGAGGGCGAGUUACAGUCGUCGUUGAAGUAGAAGCCUCAAGAAGACGAGCCAUCGUCGGAGAACGAGAUGGAUUCGAGUUUAGCUUUCCACGGUCUGGUGUUCUCCUUGCCGCCGGUUGAGGAAUCGAAGAAGGUGUGCGGCGCGCUAGGGGAUAAGAACUCAAAGACUAGGCCGCCAUCAGGCUGGCACUCGUGUCUUCUGGUGAGCCGCUCGCCGUUGGGAAUGAAGUCGGAGAUGGUUCUGCAGACAAAGGAUGGGGAGGAAGGCGGCGCGACAAGGAAUAAGAAGAUGGAGGAAGGUGGUGGUAGCUAGGUUCCUCUUGUCGAUAAUCCUAGCUCGCAAUUUUUGCCCACCUCAAACCAGCAAUCAUUUGUUCCUUCGGGUCGAAUUGCUUGGGCCGUCGAUCUGGAGAGGGUAGAUGGAGCGGGCUGGGUCGAAGCCAUUAGUCUUGGUCGCGGGCUGGCUUUGAAUAAGAAGCUCAGUGGGUUUACAUUGGGUCGAUCCGAGCAUGCGAAUGGGUCUAAGGCAAGCAAAAGAAAGGCAAGUUGGGCUAAAGUAGGGAUGGCAAUUUCGACCUGACCCGAUUUACCCGACCUGUUUGACCUGUUCUGGGGCGGGGCGGGAAUGGGUACCUCUCAUAAACCCGACCUGCCCUGACCCGCCCCAUUCUCGACCCAUUCUUGCCUAAAUUACAUGUAAUCUUAGUCAAAUUACUUAGGAUUUUCCUCUUAUUACAUCAUAUUUUAGGUAUAAUAAAGUUGUAAAUAAGUGAAAAACUCAAUUUCUCCAUCAACUUAACUACAUUUUAUCAAAUUAAUGUUUCUUUCUUGGUCUUUUAAUUAAAAUAACGAAUAAUUCUAAUG